Molecule: messenger RNA, 1732 nt
Organism: Trichoderma virens Gv29-8
Lineage: Eukaryota; Fungi; Ascomycota; Sordariomycetes; Hypocreales; Hypocreaceae
Exons: 3
Coding region: 1-1413 (470 amino acids)
Biological process (GO): fungal-type cell wall organization
Cellular component (GO): fungal-type cell wall
Molecular function (GO): structural constituent of cell wall
Source: RefSeq, a predicted model, not a curated record
AUGUCAUUUAUUGGACAUCUGACAUCACAUCUCUCAUCUCCGUCUCUAGAAAAGCUCCCGAGGCCUGCGUCCAAGUGGACCAACACCCACUUUGGGUUUUCCCACCUUUGCACGCUAUGCGAUAUAGCUUCGUGGCUUGCCUAUACACUACUGUACAGCUCAUCGAAGCGGAACGAUCGUCGGUUGAUCACGGGCCAGAAUGUGACUUCCAAUGACGUUACGAUGAAGUGGACUCUAGCAGCCGUUGCUCUCCUAGGGUCGGCAUAUGCCGAUGCGAUCAUCGCCCCCCGUGAUGGCAGCUGCGAUUCAUCGUAUAAUGGCAAAUUCCAGGUCACUAUUGCCAAGGUCAACAAACGGGAUAUUCAGAAGCGCGAUUGCGAUAACGCUGACGCCUUGCUGCUGACACUUGACGGUGGAAUUCUCAAAGAUGCCAAGGGCCGUACCGGUUAUAUCGCUUCCAACUACCAGUUCCAGUUCGAUUCGCCGCCUCAGGCUGGUGCCAUAGUCUCCAGUGGCUUCGCUGCCUGCCAGGAUGGCUCAUUGGCCCUAGGAGGAAAGACCACCUGGUUCCAAUGCCAGUCCGGAAACUUCUUCAACCUGUACGACCGCAACUGGGCUCCGCAGUGUCAGGCGGUCGAGAUCCUGAUAAUGCCCUGCAGUGGUGGUGGCAGCUCUGGUGGAAGUGGUGGCAGCAGUGGAAGCGGCGGUAAUAACGAUGGCAGCGGCGGUAGCGGAGGCAGCGGAGGAGAAGUCACUGUUGGCACCAAGGUCGUCCAGACUACCGUUGUCACAGUCAUUUCCGAUGGCCAGCCGCAAGUCCACACUACUACCAUCGCCAUCCCUAUCUGCCAGAUUAACGACGGGCAGAUCCAAGGUCAUACAACUCCAUGUGGUGGUGGCGGUGGCCCCCCUGUCACUCAGAUUCAUGAUGGUCAACCCCAGGCUCCUCCGGUUACCCAGAUUCAUGAUGGCCAACCUCAAGCCCCUCCGGUUACCCAGAUCCAUGACGGUCAACCCCAGGCUCCCCCAGUCACUCAGAUUCAUGACGGUCAACCCCAGGCUCCUCCGGUCACUCAGAUCGGUGAUGGUCAACCCCAAGCCCCUCCAGUUACUCAUGCCCAGCCUCAGCCUCCUCCUGUCACUCAAAUCGGCGACGGGCAACCUCAGGCCCCAACACCACCUCCGGCCCAUACACCCCCUUCCCAGCCAGAGUCUCCCCCUGCCAAGCCAGAAUCUCCCCCAGUCACUCAAAUCGGCGACGGCCAGCCUCAGGCGCCCGUUGCCACUGGUACCGCUCCAACCCCUCCUCCUCCGGCUACUACCACUCGGGCUCCCAUCAGUGGUGGUUCCAGAGUUGUCCCUGGUAUCUCAGUCGCCCUUGCCGUCGCCCUGGUUGGUAUGGUGGCCUUGUAGGAGAACGAGUGUCACAAAGACAGCAAAUUUGAAUCUAGAAAGAAAAACUCUCCUUCAUCGGCUUUAAUUAUUUCUUUGCCAUGUUAAUAUGGUGCAUGGUUGAAGAUUGUGUUGCAUGGGCAUAAUCAAUGUCAGAGUCAUGGUCGCUCACGAGGAUGUAAUAUGAUAUGGAUUAUUGCGUAUAGUAUUUGUGCAAAUAAAAACAAUAUGGAGUUGGAAAAUAAAAUUUGGAAAUGAAUUUUGGCACUUGAAGUACACAGAUUGCCUGCAAUCACAAGCAUGUAGCGACUGAGAGAGUUGAGUUGAGUGGACUGUAAGU